Messenger RNA from Dentiscutata erythropus, 244 nucleotides. Lineage: Eukaryota; Fungi; Glomeromycota; Glomeromycetes; Diversisporales; Gigasporaceae. The record is from the annotation of a GenBank genome assembly.
CGUAGAAAAGAAUGAAAACUUACCCAUGUUCCUGAAUGGAAGAAAACAGGAAAUGGUCGAACCAAGAGGCAAACGAAACAACGGUAACGUUAAAAUGGCCAUUAGAAGGGAAUGUGGUUACAUGGUAGAAUUUGUAUCAACUCUGGAAUCUCAAUCCAAAUUAAUUGGUACCUUAGAUAUUCCGAUUCUCAGCCCUGGAUUCGAAAAUCUAAAUAAUGAAAAAGUACCUGACCCAAUAUGCGAG